Messenger RNA from Dendronephthya gigantea, 726 nucleotides. Its product is annotated as adhesion G protein-coupled receptor E2-like. NCBI's taxonomy places the organism in Eukaryota, Metazoa, Cnidaria, Anthozoa, Malacalcyonacea, Nephtheidae. The record is from RefSeq and is a predicted model, not a curated record. The transcript has 7 exons. Bases 1 to 726 code for a protein of 241 amino acids. Gene Ontology annotation, molecular function: calcium ion binding.
AUGAAUAUCGAUGAGUGUUUAAAUAGCCCAUGUGGAUUCAAUACAAACUGCACAAACACCUUUGGUUCUUACAUGUGUAAAUGUCAAACAGGAUAUGAGGGAAAUGGAACAAAUUGUACAGAUAUUGAUGAAUGUUUGUCUAACCCAUGUGGUUUCAACGCAAACUGUACAAACACUGGUGGUUCGUACCUUUGUGAAUGUAAAACCGGGUAUGAAGGAAAUGGAACAAAUUGUACAGAUAUUAAUGAAUGUCUGACAAAUCCUUGCGAUGUUAAUGCAAAUUGCACCAAUAGCGAUGGUUCGUAUGACUGCACUUGUCAUGUGGGAUACGAAGGCAAUGGCACAAUUUGUUCAGAUGUCAAUGAAUGUGAAAUGGAUCCAUGUGGUUUUAAUUCCAACUGCACAAACACCAACGGGUCGUUUAUUUGUGAAUGCCAAACUGGAUUUGAAGGAAAUGGAACAAAUUGUACCGACAUAGAUGAAUGUCAGUCAUCCCCUUGUGGUUACAAUGCAAAUUGCACCAACAUUGAUGGUUCUUAUGACUGUGAGUGCCAGACUGGUUAUACAGGAAAUGGAACAAACUGUACAGAUAUUAAUGAAUGUCAAACAAAUCCUUGCGAUGGAAAUGCAAAUUGUACUAAUAAAGAUGGCUCGUAUGUGUGUACCUGCCACGAAGGCUAUUCUGGAAACGGCGCUAGCUGUACAGGUAAACCUUGGGAUAUAUGA